Dioscorea cayenensis subsp. rotundata (Guinea yam) is the source of this 1222-nucleotide messenger RNA. RefSeq names its product protein MEMO1. Lineage: Eukaryota; Viridiplantae; Streptophyta; Magnoliopsida; Dioscoreales; Dioscoreaceae. The coding region runs from base 148 to 1083 and encodes 311 amino acids. The record is from RefSeq and is a predicted model, not a curated record. The transcript is spliced from 8 exons.
AAACGCUUUUUUUUUUUGGUUCUUUGCUUUUUUGUGGGGAUUCCUUCAAGUUAUUCUCGAUUUGAUACGCAAAUUGAUCGAAUUUAGGGUUCUUCGUUUUGAUUCUCAAUCUCAAUCUUAAUCUCAAUCUCAAUCUCCUCUUUGGCAAUGUCUUCGUCUUCAACCUCCGAGAAGCAAAGCAAAGCGGAGAGGGUCCGAAGGGCGAGUCAUGCUGGCUCUUGGUACACUGACAAUUCUAGCAAAUUAGAAGAGGAACUUGGUACAUGGCUUCAAGCAUCUAAACUAACCAAAUCUCCUGAUGUCAGAGGUGUUAUUGCACCGCAUGCUGGUUACUCUUAUUCUGGUCGCUGCGCAGCUUUUGCAUUUGGUAACAUAGAUCCAACAAAAUUUUCUCGGGUUUUUCUUCUUGGUCCAUCACAUCACUAUUACACUCCAAAUUGCGCUCUUACAAAAGCCACAAUUUAUAGCACACCAUUGGGAGACUUGCCAAUAGACUUGGAAGUGGUUGAAGAGCUUCAGGCAACAGGAAAGUUUGAAUUUAUGGAUCUUAAUAAAGAUGAAGCAGAACAUAGCAUGGAGAUGCAUUUGCCGUACCUUGCAAAAGUGUUUCAUGGUCAUCCAGUGAAAAUCGUUCCUAUUUUGGUUGGUGCUCUGAGUUCAGAAAGUGAAGCCAUGUAUGGAAGAUUGCUUGCAAAGUACGUUGAUGACCCCAAGAACUUCUUUUCCGUGUCAUCAGACUUCUGCCACUGGGGGUACAGGUUUAGCUAUACUUACUAUGACAAGAAACACGGUGCUAUUCACAAGUCCAUCGAGGCUUUAGAUCGUAUGGGAAUGGAUAUCAUUGAGACAGGCGAUGCUGAUGCCUUCAAAAAAUACCUCAAAGAGUAUGACAACACCAUUUGCGGACGCCAUCCCAUCAGCGUAUUUCUUCAUAUGUUGAAGAACAGUGCGAUGAAAAUAAACAUUAAUUUUCUACAGUACGAGCAAUCGAGCCAGUGCCGGAACAUGAGAGACAGCAGUGUAAGUUAUGCUUCAGCAGCAGCAAAGUUGGCUGAUGAUGAGGAAAUGGCUAAUUGCAACUAAUUUUGGUUUGUGAAAUUGGUGCACAUUGUGUGCAAAUAUAUUGGACUAAGUUAAUAUGAACUUAUAAACAGUUUGCUUGUUUUUAACUUGAUGAUCAAUAACUAUAUUUAAAGAAAAAUUUCAGCUUUGAUGUUGUUGA